This is a messenger RNA of Ramularia collo-cygni, 969 nucleotides long. RefSeq lists its product as uncharacterized. Gene Ontology annotation, cellular component: fungal-type vacuole. Lineage: Eukaryota; Fungi; Ascomycota; Dothideomycetes; Mycosphaerellales; Mycosphaerellaceae. The coding region runs from base 1 to 969 and encodes 322 amino acids. Gene Ontology annotation, biological process: proteolysis. The transcript has a single exon. Gene Ontology annotation, molecular function: aspartic-type endopeptidase activity. The record is from RefSeq and is a predicted model, not a curated record.
AUGACCUUCUCAGAUGGCAAGAUCGCAGACCAGAAUUUCCGGAUCGAGUACGGUGACGGAGAAUUCCUCACGGGGGAAAUGGGCUAUCAGGACGUGACCUUCUCCGGAAUCACAGUCGACAACCAACAAGUCGCGCUCGUUGAUUACGCAUACUGGUUCGGUGAUGGAGAGAGCAGCGGUCUACUGGGCUUCGCUUAUCCAGGAAUCACCAGCGCCUUUUCCGGUCCUGACCCAGAUAAAGAUACGAACAACAACAGUAUCGUCUACAAUCCAUUCUUCUUCAACGCGAUUGAGCAAGGCAAAACAGAACCUAUGUUCAGUCUAGCCCUCACGCGGGAGACGGAAGGGGAAGCAGGCCAGCUUGCUUUUGGGUGUCUGCCGAAUAUUCCUUACAAGGGAGACUUCGUUUCUACUCCGUUGGAAGUCUUUCAAUUUCCAGGCAGCGCUGUUGAGAUUACGGAAUUCACCUACUAUACAAUCAUUCCGGACGCGUACAUCAUAUCACACGGCGGAGCCACGAAAGAGUACUUCAAUUCAGAAGGUAUACUUCUCACAGGACAGCCAUCGGAAACGAGGGACGGGAUUUCAAAUACGACGCUCUCAAACACCACUCCUGUUAUCGUUGAUUCUGGAAGCACACUCGUCUCUCUUUCCACAGCACUAGCCGCUAAAGUUAACGCGCUUUUUGAUCCACCAGCUACAUACAUGUCAGCCCAGGACGUCUACGAGGUAGAUUGCAAUGCCACGCCUCCUAAAUUCGGGGUUCGAAUCGCUGGACACGACUUUUACCUCCAGGAUCAGGAUCUUCUUCUCACGGGUGAGCUUGGACUGGACCCAGACACGGGAAUGUGCAUUACUGGUGUUCAACCAUUCGCUUCUGAGCCGUUCAUCCUGGGCGAUACAUUUUUGAAAAAUGUCGUGGCUGUGUUUGAUGUGGGGAAAGGUGAGAUGCGCUUUGCAGAGCAGUAG